AUGGAAGUGUUCGUUCUGGCUGUGUGGCUUUGCGUCGUCUCUGCCGAGCUCGCCCAGGACUUGGCGCACAUUGAGGACUUUAUCCAGCAGAAAAGAUAUCUGCUCAAGAAGAAGUACCGGCCCAUGUACCACAUCUCAGCGCCUGUAGGCUGGCUCAACGAUCCAAACGGAUUUAUAUUCUUCAAGCGACAGUACCACAUAUUCUACCAGUACCACCCGUACAACGGCGCGUGGGGUCCCAUCCACUGGGGCCAUGUGAUCAGUGAUAACCUCGUCGACUGGGCGUUUUACCCGCCCGCACUUGUGCCUAAGGACCACUACGACAAGCAUGGCUGUCUCUCCGGCUCGGCGGUCAUUCAUAACAGUUAUUUGACACUGUUCUACACGGGCCACGUGUUAUCCAAUAACAAGACAUAUCAAACGCAAAACGUCGCAAUAAGUGCUGACGGCAUCAUCUUUCAGAAGUAUUUGUACAACCCAAUAAUACGAGACGGCCCGUUUGGUAACGCUGACUUUCGAAAUCCUAAAGUGUGGAGGUUUAGAAACUCAUGGUACAUGUUAAUUGGUACUUCACGGUUGCAAGAAGCUUACUUAUUAUUGUACACGUCUUCAGAUUUGUUUAACUGGAAGCUCAACGGGACCAUAGCAAAAUCGUAUGGAGAUAUGGGGUACAUGUGGGAGAGCCCAGAUUUUUUUGAAAUUGAUGGAUUCGCAGUUCUUAUACUAUCAGUGCAAGGUAUUCAGGGCGACGGCCAUCGUUUUCGGAACCUUUAUCAGACGGGGUACGUGAUUGGAACUUUUAACUAUCAAAGUGGGCAAUUUGAAGACCUUGAGAUAUCAACAGCGACAUUUAAUGAGCUUGACUAUGGGCAUGACUUUUAUGCGGCCAAGACGAUGCAGUCUGUUGAUGGACGCCGACUGCUAGUCGCCUGGUUGGGCAUGUGGGAGAGUGAGUUCGAAGAAUCGAAUGACGGCUGGGCAAGCAUGCUAACCUUGGUCAGAGAACUAAAAUUGACAUUUCAAGGCAGACUUUUGAUGACGCCGGUUAGAGAAAUAGUCGAGUUACGUGCUGAAGUGCUAGAGGACGCAUGGUACAGUCCUGGGGAAGCAUUCUACGCGGGAUCCAGAGCCUUCGAAAUGCUUGUGAACUCUAGUACAGUGAUGUACGACGCUGCAAUCAUACUAGAGUGGAGCGGGGAGCGGCAGUACACCAUCGCAUAUUCCUCGGAGCGGGGCUUCGUGAGCGUAGACCGCGGCGGAGUGGACGGCGUCAGGCGAGCAGACUGGUUACCCGUCACGCAUAUCCAUUGGCGUAUUUUUGUCGACUACAGUUCCAUUGAAGUUUUCUGUGGCAUGGGUGAGGUUGUGUUCUCUAGUCGCAUUUAUCCGCGGAAGUCAAUGCGUAUAAGGAUUGCAGGAGACACGCAACUACACGUGACCCAAUAUCGACUCAGGCGCAGCGUCGGAUAUGACAACAAACUCCGCAAGCAAUUGAAAAAUCAUGUUAUUAAUAGAUACCAUUAA
Spodoptera exigua (beet armyworm) is the source of this 1524-nucleotide messenger RNA. The record is from the annotation of a GenBank genome assembly. Lineage: Eukaryota; Metazoa; Arthropoda; Insecta; Lepidoptera; Noctuidae.